This is a messenger RNA of Klebsormidium nitens, 1350 nucleotides long. Lineage: Eukaryota; Viridiplantae; Streptophyta; Klebsormidiophyceae; Klebsormidiales; Klebsormidiaceae. The record is from the annotation of a GenBank genome assembly.
CAAAGCCAUAGCUACUGUAGUGGCGUUGUUCACGCACUCGAAAAAUGUACUAGGAGCCAAAAUGUCUCCGCUCAAACCGAGGAUGCAGCAGCAGUAGGACUUAGAAGCGCGAAAUGGCGGAUCCGUGUCAUGUGGACCGACUCCCAGACGACUUGCUCCGCGACAUCCUGCAUAGAGCAGCUGUGCGUCUUGACUGGAGGGAUGCUGGAGUAUGGGCUCUGGAGGAGAAGGGAUGCCGCACAGACUCCAGAACCGAAUGGGCGCAGGUCAGGGAGCUGUGCCGCUUACAAGGCGUCUCCACGCGUUUCUACCUCAUUGCUUCCACCGUCCGGAACCUGCACUGUAGGAUCAGUCCUCGAGUUCCCAAAAAGGAGAUUGUGGGGCUGGCCAACUUUCUGAGCAAGACAAGAUGCGCAAAGGGGCUUUCCCUCACUUUUGGACCUAAAACUGAUCCAGAAGAUGACGAGGAUGAGGACGGUGACAGGCACCCUGAAACGCCUCUUGUCCUGUUCAUAAGUCCGGCAGAGUCCAAGUUGUUUAAGGAGAUCCUCAAUCAAGCUCCCAGACUUGAACAAUUUGCGGCAGUGAAAGGGCAUUUCACUGAAUAUGAUGGGGGGCUUGACGGGAAUGCCGCUGCUAACCUCAGGACGAGAGCAUCCAACCUGCUGCUUGAGGCGCUCUCAAAGAGCUGUCCGCGCCUGAGCGCUCUUGCGCUAGGCAACCAUAUCAGCUCCCCCCUGCGCUUUCCUUUGCUGGCACCAAGCCUGAAUCUGUUUGACAAAGCUUUUCCGCAACUGAAGAGGCUGUGCAUCAAUGGGGACGUGCAAGCUGACUCAAAUGGUCAAGGAGUGACCUCUCUGCUGAAGCUGUGCCCGCACCUGCUGCAACUCGAGCUUUGUUACGCUACACCGUAUUCCGAGUACCUGCUCGUGGAUUCUGACAGUCUUGAGGUCUUGGAAGUCCAGAUGCCUUACAUACGCAAGUCGAAACCUGACAACCUGUGCGACUCGCUGAGGAAGCUCACCGUCUCCUUCGACCCUGAGAUAGGGGAGUCGGUGGAUGAGAGCACGCUCCUUGAGGCUGUUCGAGGCCUAGAGCGCUUUCAAAAGCUGGAACUUGUCCGGCUCAAGGACACGGGAGACCUCACGCCAUUUGCUGCCCAAGCUCUGCUUUCGCUCCAAUGGAGGCGUCCCGGACUUCAGAUUUUGGUUAACAAACUUAACAAGUGAUAAGAAAGGCGUUCCAUCGUGAGCUCUAUGAUUACGAACACAAGGCCAGCGAUUGUAAGCGACAGGGUAUGAUUCCGGGGAUCUGAAUAUUAGAAGAUGUACUCAAAGUUACUCUUGAUAG